AUAGUCCUCGACAACCAAGUAAAACCCUACUUAUUUGCAACACUCGCUGCCGCCUUAUCUCUUCCCUCUCAGACUUCUUCACUCCCAACCUUUCAUCUCGCUCUCCGAAGAUUAUUGACAAUGAGUCGAGGAGCUGCAGCAGGCCCCAAGGGGAAGAAGAAGGGAGUGGCGUUUACCAUUGAUUGUGGUAAGCCGGUAGAAGACAAGAUCAUGGACAUUGCAUCCCUCGAGAAGUUUCUCCAGGAGAGGAUCAAGGUCGGAGGCAAGGCUGGUGCCCUUGGUGACUCUGUUACCGUGUCUCGUGAUAAGAACAAGCUAACGGUUUCCUCUGACAGCAACUUCUCUAAGAGAUAUCUGAAGUAUUUGACCAAGAAGUAUCUAAAGAAGCACAAUGUCCGUGAUUGGCUUCGUGUGAUUGCAUCCAACAAGGACCGAAAUGUCUAUGAAUUAAGGUACUUCAACAUCGCUGAGAAUGACGCAGAAGAAGAAGACUGAGACUGGAGUGUUUCUGUCAUCUAAGAAUCCUACCGUUCUAAUUGUGAUACUUUCUUCAAAUGAAUGCUGUUUUGCAAUUUUGUUUUCUUUAUCUAGUUGUGAGAUAUUGUUACCAUUGGACAAGUUUGUAAGGUAUUCAAUUCAUGUUUAACCAUUAAAUCGGUCUCAUCAAGUUUUACUGGUUA
Argentina anserina (silverweed cinquefoil) is the source of this 680-nucleotide messenger RNA. Its product is annotated as 60S ribosomal protein L22-3. Gene Ontology annotation, biological process: cytoplasmic translation. NCBI's taxonomy places the organism in Eukaryota, Viridiplantae, Streptophyta, Magnoliopsida, Rosales, Rosaceae. Bases 121 to 495 code for a protein of 124 amino acids. Gene Ontology annotation, molecular function: RNA binding; structural constituent of ribosome. The transcript has 3 exons. Gene Ontology annotation, cellular component: ribosome. The record is from RefSeq and is a predicted model, not a curated record.